CAAAUGGAUUUCCUUCCGUUAUUGCGUCUGAUUGAGCCUUUCCGCUGACGAUAGCAACACCAACUUAACAGUCAAGGUGCAAGCAAUGGAUUCCACGACUCCGCGAGGUGCAAAGGACAGCGGAGUCCGUGCUCGCAUCCUUUGCUUGCACGGCAGCCGACAGGAUGGAGAGCUCUUUUCACAACGAUUGAGGAACCUUACUCGAAAACUGGCAGGCGUUGCGGACCUACACUUUGCUAGCGCACCCCAUGAGCUGCCGUUGUCGGAGGGUCAAAGCGUGGCCAUGCGAACCUGGUGGCGCCAUUGGAACUUGCCGCAGCAGGAUCCAACCGUUUUGGAUCCGGAUUCAGAUGGCAUGAGUGCUGCUCACCCCGACCAGCAAACCCGGGAAAGGGGAAAAGCAGCAGCAGCGGCGAUGGCAGUAACAGCAGCGUCCACAGCAGCAACAACGGCACCGUUGCCACCCGACGGUUGGGACGAGCAGAUCGUGCGGGACUGGAAGGCAUCAUUCCAGCUGCUUGUCGCCGAGUGGCGGCGCGCCGGCCCCUUCGACGGCCUCCUAGGCUUCUCCAACGGCGCAGCGGCGGCACUGCUGCUGGCAUGUUAUGCACACGCUGACCCGGCCUCCCUUCCUGGCCUCAAGUUCGUUAUCCUAGCCGGCGGUUACGUACCGCAGCCCCUGGAGCGGUUAAUCCCAACCGGCAUGACAACAACAACAACAACCUUCCCACAGAAGCGAAGCGCAGACAGGAACAGCAGCAACAGCGCCAGCAGCAGUAGCAGCACCCCCCAUGACGCCAUCAUCAACCGCUUAGCAAAGGAGUUGCCGUACAUGUCGUUGCACUUCUGCAGCGCCGCUGACGUGGCAGUGCCGUACGCUGAUUCCUUGGAACUAGCGGCUUGCUUCCAAGUGGGCUGCCGUACGAUUUUGGAACAUGAUUUGGGGCACUGCUUGCCGCAAAAGGCCCCACACACCGCUGCGGUUUUGGAUUUCGUACGGCAAGCUUGCAGCAGCAGCGCUCCUAGUUGUGGUGGUGGUGGUAGCAGUGGCGGUGAGGGACGGAGCAAUGCUGCUGGUGCUAGCAGGCGGGAGGCACGAGGUGAAGGCGGGGCCAGCGGAGGCCGUGGAGGAGGCGGGGGCAGAGGAGGACGAGGAGAUGCUAGGGACCCUGUUGCGGCGGCGCUGUCCGGCAUUGUACCGCCUUCUUCCCUCGCGGUUAGUAAGGGGACGGGGACAGGGGCGGCGGGAGCGGCGGUUGGGCAGCAGCAUGGCUUAACUUCGGGGGGCUCCAGUGCUUCGUCCAGACAGCCGCACCAGCAGCAACGUCAGCAGCAGCAACCCCCACCUCGCCAACCGCAAGAGCACCCGCAGCCGCAGCAGCGGCAAGGCGGCCAGCUUCCAAGCGCUCCCGCGCCUCGAGCCCCACUGAUAGUGGGAGGAGGAGGUGGUAUGGGUAGCGGCACCAGCAGCAACAGGACUUCUGCCCCCACCACCACCGCCACCAGCCCGGCGGCAGCAGCGACGUCGCGAGGCGGCCGCAGCGGUCGCGAUGGCGGCGGUGGUGGAGGCAGCAGCGGCAGCAACAGCAGCAGCUGCAAACCCUCGGCGGCGGCUGCGGCGCCAGCGCCGAGCCCCAAGGCCCCCUCGUCAUCCUCAUCGCCAGCCACAGCCAGCCGCAACGGUGCUGCUUCCGGAGCAGCAGCAGCCGCAGCCACUGCCGCCGCCACCAGUGCUGCUGCUACUCCCACCGCCGCCGCUACACCUGCCACCGCGGGAGGGGCUCCAGGCAAAGGAGCUCCUAC
Molecule: messenger RNA, 1803 nt
Organism: Astrephomene gubernaculifera
Lineage: Eukaryota; Viridiplantae; Chlorophyta; Chlorophyceae; Chlamydomonadales; Astrephomenaceae
Source: the annotation of a GenBank genome assembly